UGAGGCUCUCAACACCAUCAUUAAAAUUGCCUUUGGCGAACAAAGUAUCCUCUGACAAGGAUACAGCGAAAUGAGAGGAUCAGUGCCACUUAUUUUAGCCUCGAUCCUGGUGAUAAGUUGCCGCUCAUACUCCAAUUCAAGUGCUAAAUAUUGCGAGAAUGACACAUGCGAAUCAAUGGACGGACCAUGCUUCAUUCCACGCCAGAAGGGAAUAUUAACUCGUCUGGAGGGAGUCAGAGUAGGUUGUUCCUCUUUUUAAGGGGAAGGGGGGAUAUAAAUAUAAUUUCAUGAUCAAACGAGUAUCCAAAUGGUGGGGCAAAUGAAAUUGCUGUCAUAUGCCAUUUUGUCUGAAAAAUUUAAAUUUAUUUUGAACCCAGUACUGAGUACAUUGUUUAGUUUCUUUCUUGUUUAUUGUUUUACGCGUGAGGUAACAGCCGGUCAGAUAUCAAAUGAGUCAUUUUUCUUGUAGAUAUAAAACUUUUGUGGCCUCAAAAUUUGUCUUAUAAUUUGGAUGGGUUACCAAACAGGGAGAAUAAAAUCUAGAACAGAUAUAAUGAAUAUGUUUGAACUAUUGGGAGUAUCAAUGCUACUUUGAAUAGGGUAACCUAAGGCUGGUACCAGCAAAACUGGAAGGGCGCUGGCAUGCAUGAGCUUCACUGACAUUAGCAACCACUGGCUCACUUGGUUUGUAGACAGGACACUGGUGAACGAUCAACAUGUCCAACUUCUAUUGUAAAACAACGAUGGACGAGAAGCUAAACACCCUUGCAUGUAGUAGAACGUAACCAAGAACACCCCGGAACCCGUCAAACGCAUAAACGGCAAACGUCAAGUAAAUGUAGCAUUUUACAAAUCGGGGUUUCUCUCUGACAGGCGUUGCGGGUACUUCCGGUUUUUUUUUCGGAAUGAUCCAGGGUGUUCCGGUGCAGUCAGAGUCUUGGCCCUAAUGCCAAACGCUCCAGACCUUCUUUAACUUCCAGCUCAUUUAGAGUUUCUUUUAGUUGACAUCGUGAAUUAAAUUAGAAACUGCUUGAUUGGAAUUAAUAACUUUCCCUCGGAAAAAAAUUUGGACGAACUUCUUUAGGACCGUUGGUACAAAAAGUUCUAUUCUAAUACUAGAUUCUGUAAAAAAAGACUUUUGGACGUACAUGUACAGCACUUCUUUUGUAUCUAUGACGUUUCGCCGCGGUCAGUUUUAAGAUCGCAUUUCAAUCUUUGAAAAAUUAAGGUACGUGAAUAAUCAACAGGCCGCUUUUCACUGUACUGUUUGGAUGUAUUCUUAACCAUCUUGAACCAACUUAGGCUAGCCUUGUAAUUCGUCAGUGUAUAACAAAUGAGGGCAAACAGACGGAUCAUCUGUCCAAACGGAAUCAGGUGCUCAAGUCGUCUUGAAUCAGAUUCUUCUCCGGAACGGAUGAUCCAUACUUAUGGGUCUCAAUGGGGUGGUAGCUCCGACGGCUGACGGUUAACUUUUAGAGCUUUUGACGGUUGACGGUUUUUAAGUGGAAAUUUACUACAAGAGUUUUAGUAAAGAUUAUUUUCUAUAUAUGUUUAUAUUAACUAGUGUGUUUUGGAGGUUGACUUGGCCUUUCACUUAUAAAAUUUGGAAACAAUUUCAGAUAUAAUGGCACAAGGUCUUGAAAUGUCUAGAAGGAGUCGGUUUUUGAGAACUGACAUAGGAACUGGUUUUCUAGUUUCACUCUAGAGAUUCAGUCUUCAGGAGCCAGAAGUCCAUGAAAAUCAGCAGAAAUACUUUAAAAAAAGCAAGAUUUGAAACGUCUUAUUGAAACUUUUUGAUCGUUAAUAUCAAUCUGCAUUUUUGACGGUUGACGGUAUAUAUGUGUAAAAAAAAAUUACCGUUUUUGACGGUUGACGGCUAAAUUUUAGGCCGUUUGAGAGCUGGCGGUUAACCCCGUUGAGACCCUCAUACAGCAUAUAUCCAGCCAAUGAGAAUUUUGUAAAUAGAAUCAACCGAGGUAUAGACUAAGCAAAAUUCGCAAUAAAAUAUCAAUAGAUAUUCAGUGUUAAUUUAUGCCAGUAGCUUCGACAUCUGAAAAUAUUUUGCGCACAGCCAUGUGAUGUUCUUUUUCCUUUUCAGGUUGGUCACAGCCAGGAAGUGACACUAGGGGAGGAUGGAAAAUAUGACGUCAUAACUCGAGCUAUGAAGCCCUUAUUGUUUGGUUAGUGAAAAGUACCAUAUUUGCUUCAACCACCAGACUUCUGGCCUGCCUACACAUUAGGGACAGACCAUUAGAAAAGUUCUGGGGGCGGGGAAGGGGGGAUUUUCAAGCCGUAUGAAUUUUUUUGGCGUCAACUUUUUCCUUCUAUGAAUUUUUAAGGCCAAUGCAUUAAUAUUGUUAGUGGUCUUGACUUGGUGUGCAUGAUUUUUUGUUUUAUUUAAUUUUCCCUUGCGCGGAUAUGUUUUUGUACUUCGUCCCCUCCUUAAAUUUUCUAAUGGUCAGUCAAUUAUUGGUCUUUUAGCAUUCAUACGCUCUGUACAUUCUUAUAUACUUAAUAAUGGGCCAUUUGCAGCUAAACCGUCACAUGGUGUACAAAAACCUCGCAUGGACUCAAACAACGCUUGAGACGUUGAAAGAAUUUUUACGUUAUGGAACUCUUUUGGUUUUCUUGCCCCACGUCCGUUUCUUCACUUGUGUGUUAUUUUUUUUCUUAGAAAUUCCCAAUUUCCUAUCUGAGGACGAAUGUGACUAUAUCAUAACACUGGCCAGUGAGAACGAGCUGAUGAAUAGUGUUGCAAAAGGAGGGCUCACAGAGGCUGAUAACUGGAAAUUUGAUCCAUACAGUGAGUAAUGGCACGGCUUCAUGAAUCUUAUAUUAAGAAAUUAGAGAGUGAAACAAUGUACAGUAUGAGAAAACUGUUUUCUCAAGGUGAACAGCUAGAAAACUGGUAGAAAUCACAGUAUAGCAAGACAUGUUCGACCGGCAACCUGUUGUUCUGCCCAGAAACAAAAUCAAAAAACUUCGGUAGCACCACUUUUCCUAAAGAAACUCUCUUGAAAUGAAAGAGAGAGAGAGGGGAGGGGUGUAGAUGACAGUCCCAAUUAAAGAUUUGCCUGUAACUUUUACCAGGGAAGCUGAAAUUGGGAGACUUCGUGGAACACGAUUCAGUAUGAACGAGGACCUCUCGGGUAUCAACCAGUGCGGCAAGACCACGUGAAACACUGCUAUGCAACUUAGGCCUGGCCAAACCUCGACCUUUCAUGAGACGAACGAAACUUACCAAGUUACUCAUCACAGGUUCGACCUUUGGCUCAGUUUAGUUCUAUCCGUCCAACGUUUGACCCAGCAGACGAUCUUAACUUAAUUUAGGUCGACCAAAUAAAAUUAGGGUUUGGUUCGCCUCAUUUUUGGUCUAGGCCCUAGUGAAGGGACACUCACUACAAAAGCAGCAGCUAAGGUCGAGGCCAAACGUCAAACCUUUCCUGAGACGUACCAAACUCUAACGUGGGUCGACCUAAAUUAAGUUAAGAUCCUCUGUUGGGUCAGACGUCGAACUUAAGACGCGUUGAACCGGAAUUAACUGAAUCUGACCCGAGUCGGCCAGCGGGUGUUCAAUAAUCAAUUUUCUCCCGAACGAGACUAAAUAUACAAAUUUUAAAUUUAUUGGUUUAGUUCCCCGCAUGUGAAGAUUAGAAGUUUGUCCCGGAGACGAUCAUUGGACGUUCUAUCCGUCUGCUUCAGACGGAUAGUUAACAAAUCGACCACAAUUUUCCGUGGUCUACGCUCUUAUAGACCAUAGAUAUGACGCCAUAAAAUGUUCAAAACUCAAGUGGAUCCACAAGCCGCAGGCGAGUGUUUUCACUACAUAAGUUUGGUUCGUCUCAUGAAAAGUUCCACGUUUGGCCUAGCCGAGACCAAUUUGAUUGUUCGUUGAAGUCAGGCUUUCCUUAGUGACUGACUUUUAUUUAUUUGAACAUUUUUGAUUAGUAAUUCUUACGAGCAACGCAUUCUUUAAGAUGAAGAACAUUCAAUCAAUUAAAUGUGCGUUUCAGUUCAAGGCAAAGCAAAUGGACCCAGAGGACUGUAUAAAAACUGGGACUUUGAUCUAGACGGGAAAAUUACUAUAGAGGAGGUGAGGCUAUAG
This is a messenger RNA of Porites evermanni, 4105 nucleotides long. The record is from the annotation of a GenBank genome assembly. NCBI's taxonomy places the organism in Eukaryota, Metazoa, Cnidaria, Anthozoa, Scleractinia, Poritidae.